AGAGUCUAUCGUGUCUAAUUUACCGCCACGUACUGCUUCCAUGAUGAAUUUGUUGUAAGCGUGAAUUCGUAUGAAAAGAGUAUUUAUAUUCACCAUGCCAACUUGUUGCGCUGCAUAUCGCUGCACUAAUAAAAGCGAUAAGGACUACGAAGUAUUUAAUUUUCCAUUGAAUGCAGAUCUUUGCAAACAAUGGAUAGCCGUUCUUGGAAGGAGUUCCGAUUGACAACCCACAGUUUUGCAAAGAAUUUGAGAUAAGUAAAUAGGAAUUGAUCUCCAUUAAUUAUUCCCAAUAAAAGGAAAUAAAGUUUUCGACAGCUAGUUUCUAAUCUCCAUAUUUAUCCUAAUUCUCAGUUCUGUUCUUAGUUCUAAUAUUUUUCUAUAUUUCAGGUACAUUUUGAUUUAAAGAAUAUGAUGUUUAUCGCUGGACGGAAACAAUUGUCUAAAAAUGCCAUACCACGUCAUUUCUGUACGUGUCCAUAUGAGGAGGCAAACAGAAGAAAUCAGAACUCUAUGAAGCAACGUGAAGACCACGUAUAUCAUUUACAAAGUCCAGAAAAAAAAUUCAAAGAAGUUCAAGUUCAUAAAGAUUCUGCUGAUCGUUUUGAUUCCUCUGAUCUUAUAAGCUUAAGUGUGUUGCCUGUCGUUUGCGGGAUGGACAGUCAGGUAUGCGGAGAUGGCAGACUGAUAGAUGUAAUUGAUGAAGGCUGGCGCAAAGAACGUUUACCCAUCGACGACAUCUCGACACCAGUUGCCGAGCUGCCAGAUCCUGAGAGUGACAACGGCGAUUCUCACAUGACAUUGAAGGAAUUGGAACAGAAGUGGAAUAAUCUGGCUUUAAGUUCUCUUAGUGAUAAUCAUCUGCAUUCUCCAACACCACUACAUAACUAAACGCUGUUUCUAUCAUUUUUGCCAAGUAUUUUCAAUUUAUUGAUAGACAAAUUCAAUUAUAAUUUUAAUACUUUUGUUGCAUACUUUUGUAUUGCAUUACAAUGGAAUUUCCGGAGACUGGCAAACACUGUUCAGUAAAGGACUGCAAAUUGUUAGACUUCUUGCCAUUUGUAUGCGAACAUUGUCAAGUCACUUUCUGUAAAGAACACUUCAAUAUGAUAUCACACGAAUGUAUAAAAACAGAGAAUACAAAAAA
This is a messenger RNA of Pogonomyrmex barbatus (red harvester ant), 1144 nucleotides long. RefSeq lists its product as uncharacterized. Lineage: Eukaryota; Metazoa; Arthropoda; Insecta; Hymenoptera; Formicidae. The record is from RefSeq and is a predicted model, not a curated record.